Molecule: messenger RNA, 192 nt
Organism: Colletotrichum truncatum
Lineage: Eukaryota; Fungi; Ascomycota; Sordariomycetes; Glomerellales; Glomerellaceae
Source: RefSeq, a predicted model, not a curated record
AUGAGAGGAUGGACGGAGUGGCACGAAGCUUGCCUCGAACUAAGGGUGUUGGUCAGAAGACCAAAGCUCCUUAGAUCAAGUCUCCCUAGCGUAGGAUCCAAGAUGGUUGAGAAGACUGCUGAUCUGAAUCUAACAGUCGUAGGAGUCAAUGUGGAGUCUGCGGCGCGAUUGGAGUUAAAUCGACAUCCAUGA